UCACGUCCAAUAUGGUGGACGAAGCGUACAAAUUGGGCUUUUCACAUUUCCUUUGAAUCUUGCAGUAUUUGCUCCUAAUGUCAUAAAAAAAUCUUUAUUUUUUAACUUUUAAGUGGUGGAAAAGACUUCAGUCGUCACUUCUACAGUACAUGAGGACAGGAAUUGUAAUUCAACAUCGUAAUUUUCGCAUUUUUAAAAGACAUUUUAGACUUCUUCGUCAGAGCUACAGUAGUUCAAGGAGCAUGUCCAGCUGCGGAGAGAUAGUUGAUCCCUCUAUCAUUGCAGUUUGUCAAUUGGCUUGCAAGAAUGAUGUUACGGAAAAUUUCARGACAUGCAAGGAACUGGUCGAGAAAGCUAAAGCAAGGCGUGCCAAGAUGGUAUUCCUACCAGAAGGCUAUGAUUAUUUAGCUGAGAAUAAAGAACAGUCACUAAGCAUGGCUGAAAGUAUUGAUGGGCCAAGAAUGAUGGACAUGUGUCAAUUAGCAAAGGAAAAUGACAUAUGGUUAUCACUAGGUGGAUUUCACAAUAGAAAGGACACUUCCACUGACAACAGAAUAUCCAACACUCACGUGAUUGUCGAUAACAAUGGAUGCAUUGUACAAACCUAUGAUAAAGUUCACUUAUUUGAUGUCAAUAUAAAGGAUGGUCCCUGCCUUAAGGAAAGUGAUUUUGCUGCACCAGGGGCUUGUAUAUCACCUCCUGUCCCUACCCCUGUGGGGAAAGUUGGAWUGGCAAUAUGCUAUGAUCUUCGUUUUCCAGAAAUAGCGUUGUCUCUAGCUAAACAAGGCGCUGAAAUCAUAACCUUCCCAUCAGCCUUCACUUUCACUACUGGAGCUGCACACUGGGAGAUUCUUUUACGCAGUCGCGCAAUCGAAACACAAACAUAUGUCGUAGCGGCAGCACAGACGGGACAGAAUACAAGUAAACGAAAAUCAUAUGGACACUCGAUGAUAAUCGAUCCAUGGGGUACUGUAAUUGCUCAAUGUCAGGARGGGACUGGUUUAUGUACUGCAGAGAUCGAUUUAAAGUACUUGAAUCAAAUUCGUCUUCAGAUGCCUGUAUGGUCGCAUCGUCGGGCGGAUCUCUAUGGAGAUCUUUCGCCAAAACUUUAAUUAGGGAUUUUAAGAGCGUUCGUAUCACGUGAGUAAUGGAAUGGUGACGAGGGACGCCAUUUUUAACAAAGCAUGAUGGGAGAUCUAUUCUGCGCAUGUUUUGCUUUCCUUUAAAGACGUCCAUUUUGUUUUUUGUUUGUUUUUUUUUUCUUUGCAAAAUCCGUAAAAAUAUUCACCUUUUUGCAAUGAAAUUACAAUUUAUUUUGAUUAGGGAAUGGGAAUAUUGAUAGCUAGUCCGUGUACUAUAAAUUUCGCUAAAAUAAAUAUAAUGAAGCGUUUUAUGGGAUUACGUAGGUAUUCGCAAAAAUUGUUAGAAUGCUGAUCAAUGAGAAUCGAUACGACGAUAAAGAAGUAAGUAAUAUCAAACACUGAGUAUUAAGUCAUCAUGAAUAGAGUUUUAAGGUUUUGUUAAAUUCCAUACAUUUCUCGGGAUUCAUUUGUCUUUUCUGCCUAUUUUAUAUAAUUCCACGAUUUUGAGAGUGUAAAAAAUAUGGAUUUACAGUCAACUCUCGCUAUUACGGACACCCUCGGGACCGUAAUUUAGUAUCCGCAGUAGCGAGAGUCCGUAGUAACGAGAGUUACUUUUAGUCAUUUCUUUGUCGUUUUCGCCAGGGAUUCAGUAUUUUACUGUCCGCAAUAUCGAGGUGUCCGUUGUAGCGGGGUGUCCGUAAGGCGAGAGUUGUCUGUAACUGUAAAAUAACAUAAAUUAUACACCGUAAAAACUACGAGAAAUAAAUAGAGUUACUGAAGUUUCGCAUGUUAAUCCUUCGCCGAGGUGAAAAGAGGAAAUGUAAUUUAAUUUUUAUUAAUUCAAAGCAAAUUUUGAUAAAAGAAUCCAGCCAAACACAGUGAUAAGAAUAAAAUUUGUUAAAAAGGCA
This is a messenger RNA of Exaiptasia diaphana, 1990 nucleotides long. RefSeq names its product deaminated glutathione amidase. Lineage: Eukaryota; Metazoa; Cnidaria; Anthozoa; Actiniaria; Aiptasiidae. Bases 150 to 1112 code for a protein of 320 amino acids. Gene Ontology annotation, molecular function: hydrolase activity, acting on carbon-nitrogen (but not peptide) bonds, in linear amides. The transcript is spliced from 6 exons. The record is from RefSeq and is a predicted model, not a curated record.